Molecule: messenger RNA, 4271 nt
Organism: Contarinia nasturtii (swede midge)
Lineage: Eukaryota; Metazoa; Arthropoda; Insecta; Diptera; Cecidomyiidae
Gene: Fas2
Product: fasciclin-2
Exons: 15
Coding region: 1169-3949 (926 amino acids)
Biological process (GO): cell-cell adhesion
Cellular component (GO): cell-cell junction; membrane
Molecular function (GO): cell adhesion molecule binding
Source: RefSeq, a predicted model, not a curated record
CGGACGCGUUCAGUUCACAAUAUUGUUUUGUUGUGUGUGCUUGCGCUAGCAUUUGUUGGGCGUAUUGACGAAGAGAAUCAAUUUCGAAAUAAUACAAGUGGUUUUAAAUCUGGUUUCUUCUUAAAAAAAGUAUUCCGAAAAUAUCGCAUAUUUCAACAAGUGAUCAAUUUUUCUCAAUGAUUAUUUUGGUAUUUUCAAUAAAUUCAACAGAUUCACAGGUGUGACAGAAAAUCGAAUACAAAAAGCUAAUUUAUUUGGCUGUCAUAUUUUUUUGUGAAUAAAGAACUUGGUAUUUUACGUGCACAAACACAUGAUCACCGUCGAUUUUGUGACGUUUCUCGAUGGACGAAUGAGUGUUAUUGCUCAACCGCAUUCAUUUUUAAGAAAAACACCGUGUUUUUUAAAAGACACAGAUUCUUUUUUGUGAUUUUUUUAUGUGUGCAGCAGCAAAAGUGACAGCGUUCACGGAAAUGAGCUACAGUUGAAGUCGGUGAUAAUUAAAUGUACAUUACAAACAAAAACAUAUUGAUGAGUGAUGAAAACAAACGCAUAGUACCGUUGCUUGAAUUGUGUUGAAUCGAUGACUUAAUGAGUGAAAAUUGAGCAGCUUGCUUUUUUUUUAAAAAUAAAAUUAGACAUCAAGCAUUGACAUUUUAUUGCAUUUGUCUGACCAUCAAAAAUUUGAAAAAAUAUACACAAAAUCUAUAUGUAUGUAUUUAAUUGACAUAAAUUCCCAGGUAGUUGUGCGUUAAACAUAUUGUAUAUUGGUGAUUGUGCGUUUUUAUGUGACAUCGUCCCCAUAUCAACAAUAAAAAAGGUGUUUUUAUGCCAAACGAAUUUCGAUUACAAUCAACGAAAUUCACGCAGACACUGACAAAAAACAGAUAAUUGUACUUAUCAAAGAUUCACCUGUGUACACCUGUGAGACAAAACACAUACGCAGCAAAAAUUACAAAACUAAAAAGAAGUUAUCAGAUAUUCUUCGAAUAAAGUGAAUUCUAAUGAAAACAUCGUUGAGAGAGAAAAAAGACCAAAGUAAGCAACCACAUACAUACACACACACACAUCAAAGAAAAAGAAACUAAAAAGAAACUUGAAAAUACAAAAAACCGCACAUUUAUUGUGUAAAAUUGUGAAUUUCAUUUACGCGCCACGAUUGAAUGUGUAUAUGAAGAGGACAGAAAAUACGAACACAAUGGCAGUUAAAAAUAAACAACAAUCAGAAUUUCGUUAUCGUUUCACGAUAUUGAAUUUCAUUUUUAUCUCAUUCGUUAGCAGUAUAUUAAUAGAUAAUGUAAAUUGCCAAGAACCCCGACUUGAAAUCCUUCCACGACAAACGCCACAAUACAGACCGAUCGGGAAAUCGACGUUGAUGACAUGUCAAGCAAAAGUUGACAAUCCGGAUUUAAUCACUGAUUUGCGAUGGAGAGGACAAGACAACAUCAACAUAAUGCCAAAACAAUCGAAUUAUUAUAUACCAAAGUAUGAUUCCAAUGGAAGAUUGCGUAAUGAACCGACAUCUGGAUCUCCGACACCACCGAUGUACACAGAAAUGUUGCCCGGUGGGCAAUUAUUGGCUUUGAUCAUACCUUCAUUGACUGAGACCAUGGCAGGCAAAUACUAUUGCUCCGCAUCAUAUGCAAACACAGAAAUUCUCGAAACCAGCGUUGAUAUCGAAACUUAUGUCGCAAUCACAUGGAGAAAUGCACCAGAAUAUCAAUAUCCAGUCGCUGGCAAAGAUUAUGUCGUUCAAUGUGAAGUCACUGCUAAUCCAGCUCCGACCGUUGAUUGGUUGCGCAAUGGUGAUCCGAUUAAAAUUGGUGACCGGUAUGUAAUUCAAACAAAAGGUCUUUUGGUGCGUAAUGUACAAGAAUCAGACGAUGGCAUUUAUACGUGCCGUGCAGUUGUUGUUCAAACCGGUGAAUUCGUUGAACGUGAUAUUCGCGUUGAGGUCCAAGUAUUGCCAAAGGUACAACCAUUCGAAAUGGAAUUGGAGGGUAUUGAAGAUCAACCAUUUUCGCUGAAAUGUAAUGCCACUGGUAAACCAGUGCCAACUUAUUCAUGGAUCAAGGAUAGUGAACAAUUGAAUGUUGAAAGUGCCGACAGAUUUCAAGUUAACCCGUUGACGGGACAAUUGAAUAUAUUGAGAGUAACAAAGGAUGACUACGGAAAUUAUACUUGCCAUGCAAAAAAUUCAGCGGGUGAAGAUAAAGCUAAAGCGCUUAUCAAUGUAUUGAUUCGACCACGAAUUUAUGAAUUGUGGAAUAUUACACGUCCUGAAAAUGAAGAAGCUGAAAUUAUUUGCAAAGCCACUGGCCGACCACCACCAGAGAUUACUUUCCGUCGCUGGGGAUCAACCGAUGAAUUCAGUCCGGGCCAACAACAAUCACCUCUAGACUAUAUUUCUUUGGAACAACGUGGUGACGAUUACAAAGGCGAAUCGACUGGUGUUCUUCGUUUUGAUAAAUUGCGUCGAUCUGACGAUGGAUUGUAUGAGUGUAUUGCGCGUAAUAAAGGCGAUUCAGCAUAUAAAAAUGGCCAUAUUACCGUUGAAUAUGCACCAACAUUUGAACAUAUGUCAGCUUUACCACCAGUUUACACAUGGAACGAACAAAGAGCAAAUCUCAGUUGUUUGGCACAAGGUUUUCCAAAUGCAACAAUCGAAUGGAAAUGGAAUGAUCGCCCAAUAAAAGAGCUAAACGAUCCAAAUUUGCAAAUUGAAGGAAAUGGACCACGAAGUGAUUUAUUGGUUAUUCCACGUGAACGUCGUUACUAUACUGCAUACAAAUGUGUUGCCAGAAAUCGUCUUGGACAAGCUGAACAUUUAAUGGAAUUGCGUGAAGCUCGCAUCCCUGAUGUUAUUCCACAAGCCAAAUCGGUCGUUGUCACCGCCACAACAAUUACAUUCGAAAUUCUAUCGCCACCAUAUGACCCAGGUCUUCCAAUCACCGCAUUUGCCGCACAAUACAAAGACCGAAAUGAACCGGAUUGGACAAAUGCAUACAAUCGCUCUUGGUCACCAGAUAGUAAAUUCACGGUUGAAGGUCUUCGACCACAAACAUUCUAUGAUUUUCGUUUUGCUGCAUUGAAUAAAGUCGGUUUAGGACAAUGGGGUGCAUAUGUAGCACAGGCUACACCAGUUCGAUCGGCGCCCGAAUCACCAAAAAUAUUACACAAUCGAGUUCCAAACAGUGAUAACAAAGACGAAGAACCAUUAGUUGUUUCACCAUAUUCCGAUCAUUUUGAUUUAUCGUGGAGUACACCACCAGAUAAUGGUGAACCAAUUAAUUUCUAUCAAAUUCGUUACUGUCCAGUCCUUAAGGUUGACGGCGCUUUGAAUGAAAUCAAUCAAUUAUGCGAAACGAAAAAUGCUCCGCCCAGCGAGACGGUUGGCUUUAAAAUGACUGAAUUACGCGGUGACACAUACUAUCGCAUUCAAAUCCGUGCCCAUAACGCAAUCGGAUUUUCAAAGCCGGUCACAUUGCUCAUGAAAACGGCUGUAGGCCGUGACCUGGUAAUUCCUGCAUCGCCAGUUACAUCAGCCUCUCUGAUUGCCAUUGCUGUCGGUGGUGUUCUACUGUUUUUGCUUAUCGUCGAUUUUGUAUGCUGCCUUACGAUGCACAUUGGUGUGAUUGCAACGUUGUGUCGACGCAACAAGAGAGCCCCAUCUGAACUCGACGAAGAAACGAAAAUCGGCAGUCUUUACGGUUGGCGUUUCCCGCUACCUUAUUGCAGCGGACAGCUUGUGAAGGAGCCACCUCCAUCGCCUUUACCAUUGCCACCACCAUUGAAACUUGGCGGAUCACCAGUCACAACACCGGAUGAACACGAGCCACUUAACACAAUGGACUGUGAUUCGAUGAAGAAACCAUUGUCCGUUGAAUACGAUGGCCGAACCGUGCACUCUCGGAGCGGUGGUGAUUUCUUCGGCAAAAACUCAGCUGUGUGAAUAUAAAGGCAGAUUUCAAGCAACAAUCUCACUAAUGGAAUUAUAUACGUUAAUUUGCACGACUUUUGAUGGGAAAAAUCCUGAAAAAAUUUAAACAAAGAGACGAAGAAAAAUAAAUAUGUAUGAUAAACGCAAGGCAGCGACAGUGCAACAAACACAUAAACAUUCAUUCUUUUUGCUAAAUGUGAACAUUUCAAAAUGCACAGAAACAAACAAAAACAAACAUGUAAUAAAUGUAAACGUUAAUCUUAAGGAGUAGCUAUGAAUAACAAUAAUUAAAAAAAAAAAACAAAACAAAAUCGAUGUCAACACAUUUACCAAA